Molecule: messenger RNA, 1110 nt
Organism: Asparagus officinalis (garden asparagus)
Lineage: Eukaryota; Viridiplantae; Streptophyta; Magnoliopsida; Asparagales; Asparagaceae
Exons: 1
Coding region: 1-1110 (369 amino acids)
Source: RefSeq, a predicted model, not a curated record
AUGGUGGAUCAUGAAGAUGAGGAUGCAGACCAAGACGAUGAUGAAGACUGUGAUGGUGGGUUGGAUGCUGAUGAUGAUGGGGAACAACUCACAUGUGUUGUGCGGCGACUAUUGUUGGCUCCAAAAGCAGAAGAACCACCACAGCGGCAUAACAUCUUUCGAACGAGAUGCACGGUGCAACAGAAGAUCUGUGAUGUCAUCAUUAAUAGUGGGAGCAGCGAGAAUAUUGUCUCUCGACGUAUGGUGGAGAAGUUAGGGCUGAAGACGGAGAAGCAUCCCGCUCCUUACAAGAUCGGCUGGAUUCGCAAGGGUAAUGACGUACAGGUUGAUGAAGUGUGUCGGGUAUCCUUUUCUAUUGGCCGAACUUAUGUGGAUGAGGCAUUGUAUGAUGUAGUAGAGAUGGAUGCAUGUCAUAUGUUGUUAGGCAGACCUUGGCAGUUUGAUGUUGAUGCCGCGCAUAGGAGGAAAGAUAACGUUUACAUCUUUAAGAAGGAUGGUCGACGAAUUGUGCUCAAGCCUCUAACUGAGAAGGGGCCUGUCAAUACCAAUGUGGCUGAAAAGAAGACUUUCUUGGCCGUUGACAAUGAAGAUUUUAUGAAAGAAGUGAAGCAGUCCAAUGAGGUUUAUGCUCUUGUUUUAUCGGGAAAGGAGGAUUCUACCACAGCCGAAAUUCCACCUGGAGUUCAAACCCUCUUACAGCAGUUUGAUACAGUUAUGCCUAACGAUCUACCCUCUGAAUUACCAAUGCUUCGAGACGUGCAACAUCAGAUUGAUUUCAUCCCUGGAUCUCGACUACCAAAUCUGCUACACUAUCGGAUGAACCCGAAGGAAGGGGAGAUUUUGCAAAAGCAGGUGGAUGAUCUCGUCCAGAAGGGCCUUAUACGACCUAGCAUGAGUCCGUGUGCAGUGCCAGCACUACUAGUCCCAAAGAAGAACGGAGAGUGGCGUAUGUGUGUGGACAGUAGGGCUAUCAACAAGAUUACAGUGAAGUAUAGAUUUCCUAUUCCACGCUUGGAAGACAUGCUAGACAUGUUAUCUGGUUCAAAAGUGUUCUCCAAGAUAGAUCUCAAAAGCGGCUAUCAUCAGAUUCGGAUUAGGGAAGGAGAUUAG